This is a messenger RNA of Aspergillus luchuensis, 195 nucleotides long. RefSeq lists its product as uncharacterized. The record is from RefSeq and is a predicted model, not a curated record. Lineage: Eukaryota; Fungi; Ascomycota; Eurotiomycetes; Eurotiales; Aspergillaceae. The coding region runs from base 1 to 195 and encodes 64 amino acids. The transcript is spliced from 2 exons.
AUGGACAUCAUCUUCUGGUACGUUGGCCAAGGUCCCGCAUACAGAAAAUACCAGCCAACAGACUACUUCUCUAGUUUGCGAACUAUUCGAAGCAGAAUAUCUACUGGCCAGUUCUUCAGCUUUGGAUCACACGUCGCCCAAGCGAUAGCAUCGGCAUACAGCAUGCAGGAUCUGCGUCAGAAGGAGGCCGAGUGA